AUGGCGGCAGCGCGCAGCUUGCGCUUGUCAGUGAAAUCGGACAGCGGCUCCGACCGCUCCGACUCAGAGUCCGAUUCAGAGUCCGACAGAGGGGCGCGCGAGGCCGAACCCAUGGAGGUGGAGGAGGGCGAACUGGAUGCAGAGGACGUCUCCGUUAACCGCUCCCUAAAGGAGCUGCUACCGGAUACGAGCAGGCGCUACGAAAACAAAGCGGGAGCCUUCAUCACUGGGAUUGACGUUAAUUCAAAGGAGGCCAUCGAGAGGAAAGAAAAGCGAGCCAGGCGUUUCCAUUUCCAUGGGGAGCCCUGCACUACUCAGCGCGACAUCUUUCUGGAUAAAGAUGCCGUCAAGAAUGCCAUUCCCAGAGUGCGCAUGGAGGCUGUCCACAUCACGGGCGUGGACGACAUGAGCACCCAGGAUGUUUUUGCCUAUUUUAAGGAAUAUCCCCCCGCACACAUUGAAUGGAUCGACGACACAUCCUGCAACGUGGUCUGGCUGGAUGACAACACGGCCAUCAGAGCCUUCAUCAACACCAGCCGCAUGCCCGACCCGCACGAUGUCGUCACAGAUACGGAGCGCGACGCCCGGCCAGGCGAACCCGACAAAGGUCGGAGGCCGAUCGCAGGUCGUCUUAGCCGAGAGACGGACGACGACGAAGAAGAGGGGGAGGUGGAUGAAGAGACGAAGGAGAGCGAAAAAGACUGCCACAGAGAAGAGGAGCACUCUGCCCAGGCGGAGGCUGGCCAGGGGGACAACCUAUCACUGGCUGAGAGAGAGUCGCUUCUGCGGAAUGACCUGCGUCCUGCCAUCAAAGCCUUCAAAGGAAACAAGAUCCUUUUACGCUUUGCCACUCAAGACGACAAGAAGGAGCUGGGUGCCGCUCGCCGCAGUCGCUACUACAUGAAAUACGGAAACCCAAACUACGGCGGCAUGAAGGGGAUCCUCAGCAACUCUUGGAAAAGGAGAUUUCACAACCGACGGAUCCAGCGAGAUGUUAUCAAGAGCAAGAAGCCUCUCAUCGGAGACAGCCUGGGACACACACCGCCAUACACGCACCGUCACUCCGCAGACUUGGUCAACCUACCCGAGGAGCCUAUCAAGGAAGAAGAAGAAGAAGAAGAAGAGGACGAGGACUACGGCGACGAAGACAUGGACUCGGAAGACCGAGUGGUGGAAUUCAAAGAGAAAGCAGACAAGAGUGCCCCGUUCUCCCGGCCCCGUGGUGGUCCGGCGCGCUCACCGUCUCCCUGGUCAGAGUCGGACGAGAUGGACUAUGACCUGGAGUUAAAGAUGAUAUCUACGCCAUCUCCCAAGAAGAGCAAAAAAAUGACAAUGUAUGCUGACGAGCUGGAGGGGCAGCUGAAAAGCAUCAGGAACAGGGUGGGAGAGUCUGCGUCCCAAAGCCGGCCCAAGUCCCCGUCGCCAAAGAAGGUGACCGACGUUCGGCAGCUGCUCUUGGAGAAGAGACAGGGGCUGUUUCAGCACAGACUGCCAGAGGUCAACAGUGGCAGGACAGACGUUCGACAGCGGCUCGGGAAGAGGCGCUACUCCCCAGACAGGGGGCGUUCCUCCUCCCCCGUCUCACCCAGAGACAUGCCUACUCCCGCCAGAGAACCACUAAGUGACGUGCACAGUCGACUCGGUGUCGUGAGCCGCGACAGGGGCACCUCAUCCAAGUCGUCCCAGGACAGAAAGACAAGCAGCCUGUGGAGCCGACUGGGUGAGAAAGAGGAAAAAUUGGGAAGUCGCGAGCGUGGGUCAAGCGGCGGCUCGUCAGGAACGUUCUCGUCCUCGAGUCGGCGUAGCAGGAGACGGCGGGAGAAGAGAGCGGAGGAAGGUGGCGGUAGCGGGCGGGAGGAAGAGGACGACUCCACCCUACAGAAGGUGUGGGGCGCCAUCAUCAAGCAGAAACAGGAGCGCCUCAGCCACAAGAUGAAGAAGAGCCGGCUGGACAACCUGCCAUCGCUGCAGAUCGAGAUCAGCCGAGACAGCAGCGAGGACUCCGACGCUUGA
Molecule: messenger RNA, 2013 nt
Organism: Nerophis lumbriciformis (worm pipefish)
Lineage: Eukaryota; Metazoa; Chordata; Actinopteri; Syngnathiformes; Syngnathidae
Source: RefSeq, a predicted model, not a curated record